Molecule: messenger RNA, 2749 nt
Organism: Suncus etruscus (white-toothed pygmy shrew)
Lineage: Eukaryota; Metazoa; Chordata; Mammalia; Eulipotyphla; Soricidae
Gene: DENND6B
Product: DENN domain containing 6B
Exons: 20
Coding region: 1-1743 (580 amino acids)
Cellular component (GO): recycling endosome
Molecular function (GO): guanyl-nucleotide exchange factor activity
Source: RefSeq, a predicted model, not a curated record
AUGGACGCGCCGUGCGGCGCCGAGCCUCCGCGGGCCCGCGGCCGGGUCGACACGGCCUCCGCGGAGGCGCGGGACCCGGCGGCGCCCUGGGCGCGCUUCUCGGCCUGGCUGGAGUGCGUGUGCGUCGUCACCUUCGACCUGGAGCUGGGCCAAGCGCUGGAGCUCGUGUACCCCAGCAACUGCCGCCUGACGGACAAGGAGAAGAGCAGCAUCUGCUACCUGUCCUUCCCGGACUCCCACUCAGGCUGCCUUGGGGACACCCAGUUCAGCUUCCGCAUUCGCCAGUGUGGAGGGCCCAGGACCGCAUGGCACAGUGAGGACCGGCUCUAUGACAGCGGGGUCCCCCCGUGGUUGCAGAGGGAGCCAGCGCACUAUUUCGGCUAUGUGUACUUCCGGCAGGUGCGGGACAGCUCCGUGCAAAGGGGCUACUUCCAAAAGUCUCUGGUGCUGCUCUCCCGCCUGCCCCUGGUGCGGCUGUUCCAGGCACUGCUGGGCCUCAUGGCCCCCGAGUACUUCGACAAGCUGGUGCCCUGCCUGGAAGCAGUGUGCAAUGAGAUCGACCAGUGGCCGGCGCCCGUUCCCGGGCAGACACUGAACCUGCCGGUGCUGGGAGUGGUGCUGCAGGUUCACAUCCCAGCCAGGGUGGACAAGCCUGACUGCAGCCCAGGGGAGCAGCAGGACCAGGAGAGCCUGCUGCCCGCCCCAGUGAUCCUUGCCAGCGUCCACGAGCUGGACCUGUUCAGGUGCUUCCAGCCGGUGCUGACCCAUGUACAGACCCUGUGGGAGCUUCUGCUGCUCGGGGAGCCCCUGCUGGUGUUGGCGCCAUCCCCUGCCGCGUCCUCCGAGAUGGUGCUGGCCCUCACCAGCUGCCUGCAGCCGCUCAAGUUCUGCUGCGACUUCAGGCCCUACUUCACCAUCCACGACAGCGAGUUCAAGGAGUUCGCCACGCGCACUCAGGCCCCACCAAACGUGGUCCUGGGGGUCACAAACCCUUUCUUUAUCAAAACACUCCAGCACUGGCCUCACAUUCUCCGUAUUGGGGAACCCAAGAUGUCAGGGGACCUUCCCAAGCAGGUUAAGCUGAAGAAGCCGUCAAGGCUGAAGGCCCUGGACACUAAGCCAGGCCUGUACACGGCACACACCGCACAUCUGCACCGCGACAAAGCGCUGCUGCGGCGGCUGCUCAAGGGCGUGCAGAAAAAGAGGCCUUCGGAGAUGCUGUCGGCACUGCUGCGGCGCCACCUGCUGGAGCUCACGCAGAAUUUUAUCGUCCCUCUGGAGCACUACAUGGCCAGCCUCAUGCCCCUGCAGAAGAGUGUCCUGCCCUGGAAGACGCCCCCACAGGUUGGGCCCUUCCGCCAGGACCACUUUCUGUGCAGCCUGGAGCAGGCGGGGCCCCGGCUCAGCUGCGUCCUCAGGGGCGACUGGCGGGGCCUCUACAGGCGCUUCUUCAAGUCCCCCCACUUUGACGGCUGGUUCCGGCAGCGGCACAAGGAAAUGGCCCAGAAGCUGGAAGCCUGGCACCUGGAAGCCAUCUGCGAGGCAAAUCUGGAGAGCUGGAUGAAGGACAAGUCCGAGGUAGAGAUUGUCGACUUGGUGCUGAAGCUUCGAGAGAAGCUGGUGCGUGCACAAGGCCACCAGGUCCCCGUGAAGGCGGCCACACUGCAGCGGGCAAGGCUGUACAUCGAGACGGCAGUCAGAUCUCUGCCCAAGGACCUGCAGGCCGUCCUGUGCCCCACCUAGGUCCCUGGUUCCCGUGGCUUCCCUCUGGGCAGCUCAGGCUGAACCAUCCCCAGAUGUCUCACCACCCCAGCCUGACAUCGUCUCAGCAUAAAGGUGGCAUCAGGCCGAUGUGCUACCCUGAGCUUCAUCCCUCCUGCCCGCCUCAGCGGGCCUAGUAGGUCCCAGUUGGACUCACCCAGCGGCUGCCCCUGCACCUCCUACCCACCUGGCCACAGCCACUCCCUGCUGGUGUGUCCGGGGCCACUAGGGGGCGGCGUGAGCCCAGCCUUGAAGUCCACUCCUGCCACCCCACCCACUGGUUUCUGGGCAGGACAGUUCUGUCUCUGCUGCUGCUCUGCCGGAGGGCACCCAGGUGUCUCCCCCAUUGGGCAGUGCCCGCCUUGGCCUGCUGGUCCCCACCUGGCGGAGGGUCCCUCCCAUGCACUGUCCGUCUUCCCACCACAGAACUGGGAGGGCCGAUGGUGGCGCCUGAUCCUGGACUGCGUGCCCCCUGGCAGCCUGCCCUGCGUCUGGUCUGGGCUGUGGGGUGGGAGGCGGCCUCCCUGCCAGGCCAGUGUCACAGGGACUGAGGAACCAGAUGCCCCUAUGCGCGGGAUUCAGGGCCACCCGCUAGCUUUCGGGGGCCCCAUCUGUGAGCGCAGCACUGCUGGGAGGGGCAGUGGAGGGUCUCCAAGAAGUACCUGCAGGACAGCCUGGAAGGACCCCUCGCCAAUUUGGGGGGUCCUUCCCACCACCUGUUCCUUGUGCUGGGGGCGAGCUCGGGCCUGGCACUUUAACCAAGAAGGAGCUGCUGAGAGUCCCUUCUAAUUCCCGACCCCGUGGGCACGCCGGGAGGGACCUUGCGGCCUGUGGGGGGCAGCUGGACAUGCAGGGACAGCUGGAGCGGGGAGAUUCGGGGGACAGGAAGGACAACCCGGCCCAGGCUUCCUGUGCUGAGCCGAGACGCCUCAGCUGGACGGAUGGACGGACCUUUCCACAGCCGCGCAUUAAACACUCCGUGGGCCUC